AGACGCGCUGAGGGGAGGCUGCCGCGGGGGCCGACUCCGGAGUCCUGGAUUCGGCCGGUGGUGCUGACCUAGCGCUGGACCAGCGGCCGUCCGGGCACCCUGGCCUGGGCGCCUGCCCGCUGCUCUGAGUCCUCCUGGCCGAGACGCAGGAGGCUAGUGAGCGAGCGGAGGAAGGCCAGGAGGGCGCUAGCGCCCUGUGCGCGGAGCAGCGGAGGCGGCCAGGGGCCCGGACGCCAUGUCCAUGGAGGACCCCUUCUUUGUGGUGAAGGGAGAGGUACAGAAAGCAGUCAACACCGCCCAGGGGCUGUUUCAGAGAUGGACGGAGCUCCUCCAGGACCCUCCUGCAGCAACAAGGGAAGAAAUCGACUGGACCACCAACGAGCUGAGAAACAACCUCCGCAGCAUAGAGUGGGAUCUGGAGGACCUUGAUGAAACUAUCAGCAUAGUUGAAGCAAACCCUAGAAAAUUCAACCUUGAUGCAACUGAAUUGAGUAUAAGAAAAGCCUUUAUUACAAGUACUCGGCAAGUUGUCAGGGACAUGAAGGAUCAGAUGUCGACUUCAUCUGUGCAGGCAUUAGCUGAAAGGAAAAACAGACAGGCACUGCUGGGUGACAGCGGCAGCCAGAACUGGAGCACUGGAACAACGGAUCAGUACGGACGCCUUGAUCGAGAGCUGCAGUUAGCCAAUUCCCACUUCAUCGAGGAGCAGCAGGCACAGCAGCAGUUGAUUGUGGAACAGCAGGAUGAGCAGUUGGAGCUGGUCUCUGGCAGCAUCGGGGUGCUGAAGAACAUGUCCCAGCGCAUCGGAGGGGAGCUGGAGGAACAGGCAGUCAUGUUGGAUGAUUUCUCUCAUGAGUUGGAGAGCACUCAGUCUCGCCUGGACAAUGUGAUGAAGAAACUUGCAAAAGUGUCUCACAUGACCAGUGAUCGGCGCCAGUGGUGUGCCAUAGCCAUCCUCUUUGCGGUCCUGUUGGUCGUGCUGAUCCUCUUUCUAGUGCUGUGAUGGCGCCACCACUGUGGUUCCUCCUGUCCAGGAACCGAGGGGAGGAGGAGAAACAAGCACACUCCGUCAGUCACAUUCCUCUCCUGGAAACCUGCCGCUGUGUGGCCUUUUCUCUGUGUGACUCCACAUUUGAGACAGCUUCUCCACCCAGCGCUGGAAGGGCCACAGGAAGAGGAAGGAGAUGAUCGCACUCCUGGCUGGACGACAAAAGCCCCUCCGCCUGUCCUGACUGAGGAUAGCCAGCCGCUGCUUUGCCUUGCUGGACCUUGCUCCCGGAGGAGGGAACUGCAUCACCCAGAAGAACUAGAAGACCCACUAGUGUCACCACUGCUCAUCCAUCCGUCUUGGGCAGCUCUUUCUUUUGCUCAGAACUUUCCCUACCCAGAUGGGCACCGGUGUCCCAUCGAAAGAAACCCGUUGAGAAUGUGGCUGCUGGGUACGCUGUGUUUCCCAUCGCUGUAGCAUUUCCAAGUCCCUGAGAGCUGGUUAUUGAUGAGGACAGAAGGCUCAGAAGCAGUUUGUGACAGAAAACGCAGAGUUUCAUUUUUCAGGGAUAAGUGCUAAGAUAAAAUUGCUUUUCCAGGUGCAAUUUGGUUUUGUUUUUUUUUUUUUUUUUUGGUGGUAGGAAUAACUAAUGGAAACUCGUAAAACACCCUGGAGCUUAGGGGUGCUAACCGCUUGUGGCUUGAAUGGACAGGGACAGUUGAAAAGGGCAGUGGGACCUGAUUGGCACAGCUUCGGGAAAGGUUGAUGAUGUCACCAGAGCUCAGGACUCCAGGUUGCUGCCCCAGGGCUCCCCCCACCCCAGGUGCAGCUUGCAGUUUUAGGGUAACCCUUGAGUCUGUUGUUGAACAGCUAGGCAGCAUGCUGGAAUGAAUUAGGACCUUGGGUCCUCUUCGACACUUCUUUAUUCCUGUGGCACUCCGCACUGGGGGUGGGUUUGGAGGGGUUAGUACACUCAUUAUAUUUACACGGAAACUCCCGUGCUACGAAAAGGCUAGAGCAGCACUCUGGACCAGAAUUCUCUUACCUGUUAGUAAUGGCAACUUGGUUGUAGAACUUGAUUCUUUUCUUCCCUAAGGUGACAACUUGACUUUAUUUCCCAUUUAGAUAACUGAGCCAAUUCGGAUUUAAUGUUAGAUGCUUUUAUUGAGUUUAACUAGCUGAGAUUGCUGAGACACUAAAAACUGCAAGCCUCUGAUGACUUUUGCAAUGCCUCAAAUGUGCACAUGUAUACCGGAUAAUUUUUAUAACCUCCCUGAUGCAUAACCUGAUGAAGUAGUGGUGGAUCCAGAGCCAGAACUCGGUGGUGGCGGCUGCCAGUCUGUCCUCACCGCCAUUUGCCCUUGGAAAGAACAGCGGCAUGUGGAUAGAGUUUGAGCUUUGGCUUUCUUGUCUUUUUGAGCAUUCCUCGGCACACUGACUUUUUUUAAAAACACUUGCUUGUACGUAUUUCUUGUGGUUUUGUUUUCGUGGGUUUUUCCCCCCUUUUAUGAUUUGCCAUGGUGUGCUUGCCCAGCUAGCUUUUAAAUUGCACUUUUUAAUAAAUAUCUGUAACAGUUUUUUAAAGGAGGAUAUUUUAUCUUGUUUAGGAUCAUUGUAGGUAAGGAAACCUGCCUGUUGAUGAAAGCUAAAACAACAAAUUUAUAAAACGGAAAGGGUGGUUUACAUCCAUGUUUACACUCAACUUUAAUUUUUGAUAUAUUGAAUAAGUUAUUUCUUUGCAAAUUAGGGAAAAAGUAAAUAUGACAAAGGACUUCAAAGGGAUACUAAGUUAUUUAUGUUUUAAGACACAAAGUUUUAAGAUUUAUUCAAAUAGUCUUCUAUAAACUUAGACCAGAGAUGGUCCCUUGCAUUGAAAUAUGGAAGUCUUUUGCUCAAAAUAAGUGUGGUGUUUUUUCCCCAAGUAUAGUAAUCAUACUCCACAUUAAAAGAAGCAGCUAUCAUUUCAAAGAAUUCUAAGAGUCUUCUAUGUAAAAGCCAUGUUACUGUCUUGCUGUUACCAGACUGUGUCAGUCAGGGCUGUUUAGAGCACGGCUGGUCACUAAUGAAGAAGAUCCUCCCAUUAGUUCAAGGAUCAGUGUUGGGACCCCUGCUUAGUUCGGUUUGAUACAUUUUGAAUUAUUGUGUUGACCUCACUGAUGUAAGGUGUUUACUAAACUGACUGCUGUAGACCUGACAAGCUGAAGCUGAGUAGGAACCAUUUUGAAAGAAAAAAUCAACUUAAAAUGCAGGUGUUCUCCCCAUGGGCCAUCACACUCCUACCUUUGGCUGACUUAGUCCUGGCCUGGUGCUGCCGUGCCCUUCUGGGCUGUCCCUGCAGAAGGGAUGUUCAUUUUGAAGGUCCCCUUUUCAGGCUUUAAACUGGCAGCCAAAGAGAACAAGCCCAGAGACCUGCAUUUCUUUUCAAGGACAAAUAUGUCCUCUUUAGUGAUCUGGAGAACCUCAGUUGUCCAUUCCUGUGCCCUGGGCUAGGGAGAGAAAGAGGCAGCAGGGGCGCCCCACUCUGCUUAAGUGCCGCCUGGUGGGAGCUGGGUCUUCUGUACCAACUCUCAGAUUCAUCAUUGUAAAGAAGCGGCAGGGUGUGAUGGGUAACAGAGAAAGAGCUCAAUUUAUGUUCCCUGGAAGAACAUUUUACUUAACUGAUGUGGGGGUGGGUGAGAUGGGAAUGAACCAUUGAGAGAUUCUGCCAGAGCGUGAUUCCAACCGGAAAACGAAAAUACCUUCAGUUUUUAGUCCUAAUUUCUGGUCUUUGUGGACUGUGAAAAAUCACAAUUCAAUGCCCGCUCUGGACUGUGUGGCAAAUGGAAGUGAAGUGUGUGGUACAGCGUGGGUGUGGGUGUGGGUGUGUGUGUUACAUGCAGCUCUUCCAUAAUUUUAGAAUUCCUGCCAGAGCUGAAGGGGGGAAACUUGGUAACUUGCCCAUUAUUCUCUGCUGUUAGCCAGCGUUAAACAGACUGAUGGGUCUGGUAGCCAACAACUUGGCAACUUCUACUCCUUCUCACCUCGUGCGAUUAAGGGCUGUGAAAAGAAAUCUAGUCUAACUCCAACAGAAAUCUGUCUCUGUUAAGUGUUUUACCUUCUGUGAGUAAAGGUGAUGGAGCCAAGAUUUUUCUUUUGGUAAUUUCCCUGGCCAUAAAGUGAGACCAGAGGGACAGCUAUUCCCUGUUACCUUUUUAAAGAAUUCAUAACAUUUGAAGAUCAAGGAAUUGAAUGAUAAACAUGAGUUGCAUUUCAACUCUGUGGACUUUGUACUGUUUGGCUUCAUCUAGUACCAUGGGAUGAAUUUGUAAACAAAACAAAAACGGACUGCCUGGGAAGCAUGGACUUCUAAAGUAUGGACUGCAUACCUUUUUCCCUCUCUUCCUUUCACUGGCAUUUCUUUCCCUCCCGAAUUUACAAGACAACGCAUAUAUUUUUCUUUUGUUCAAAAAGAAUGUUCUUUGCCCACCAAGCGUGGAGAGAAGAUGAAACCAAAAGGCUCCCAGAUUUGUCACCUGCUCUGUCACCGUGUACCCUCACCACAGUCCUUUCUGGAAUUCAGGACAAUGAGGAGAGGCCUGUGGGCCACCAGGAUGCAGCCGCUUGCCCCUCCCAGGGCCUUUGCUUCCAGGUAGGGGAAGUGUAGUCCACUGCCCUUACCCAUUCCCAGCUUUCAGAAAUGUGCUUACACUUGAAGCGGUCUUACCCAGGCUAGGGCCGCACUGGGGCCGCACCGGUCUGCUGUGUGUAAUCACACAUUCCUUGGUGAUGCUCACCGGGAAACUGCUCUCUGCUCUUAAGUGCAGAAAAGCAAGAGAGCUUUGAGUGAAGUAAAACAACCCUUUUGCCCUGCACAGCAUUCCUGUGAGUGCUUGGUGACCCGGAAAGGAGAGGGCUCGAAGAGAUUGGAUCUCCGAAGGUAUCACCUUGAUGUAGACUCGGGGCUGUGCGUGCUUGAGAGCGAUCCUCCUGCUGGAACAAUGGCAGCUCACCCCAAUGUGCAUGGAGUCACUCGUGCGCUGCAUUCUGGACGGGGUCAUCUGGAGCCCACACACUUUGUGAGACAGGUUAAGGCACUUAAAGCUGACCUCAGUGACAGAACUUAAGGAGAAUGAUGCUAACUGGAGCUUAACUCCUCCCCAAAGGCUUGGUGAUUUUUUUUUUUUUUUAAACCUUUUAGACAAACACUGAAGCUCUGAAAAUCCCAGUGCCCGUGCUCAGGUUGCCUGAUCUAGGUAUACCUGGGAGGUCUUUGUACAUCACAAGCUGUACCGAUUCGGUGAUGGGGGGCUGGGUGAGGAAAGAAGAAAAGAACUUGGUUUCCCUCUGCUUUACCUCGGAUGCCGGUGCUCUUUCCUUCCGAUGGGACCGUUGUCCAGAAGCACCUUCCCAUGCUUGUGCAGAUACAUUCACUGUGCUGACUGUGACGGGCCCCAGGGUCAGCACUCCUUGCAUUUGACAUGCACAUUUCACAGACCUGCUUUGCCAGCUCUGCCUACACUGAGAAAGUAUUUCCCAGAUUUAUUUUUUAAGGACUUGAGUUACCAAACCCCACUUGGUUAUUUAGCAGAUGUUAGGAAUAAGACCACCCACCUUUCUUGUUUGUUGACUGACGCCCUUGGGCCCCUGUCCAGCAGCUCUGCACCCUGCUCCAGCCAAGCUUUUUGUCAGACCUGGGGUGGCGCAGUAUUCAAGACUGUCUUUCCAGUCAGCAGAAAGUAGAUUCAGAUGAGGCACUCCGCACGCAGGCAGGUGUGACCCUGCUGCUACGGGUUGUCUUGGAGAAACACACGUCUUCACCCCAGAAAAAUAGAUGUCUGUGUUGUCAUCUGUGGGUAAUGAGAGGAUGGUCCAGUCCUUGAGGAGCAGCCUAGAAGCCAGGUAGCAACCAAGCUGUAAAUGGUGAUGGAGUCUGUUUUUGUAAGUGGAAAUAUGUUUUCCCUAGCUUAUUUGUAAUCAGAAAUUAGUAUAAUUCAGAAAUACAAUGUAGAAUACAUGGCAAAAUUCACCAGGAACAAAGCAUUAAAUAUUUUUCCAAGGAUAAAUAAUUUUUAAAUAAUUGGAAGGCACACACUGAAGAUGUCAGGAUUAGAACUUCAGGCACCUGGUGGCUUCUAGGCGACAUUCGUUUUUCACAGGCUGAGAAGGAGCCAGAGCCCUGGGGCCAGAAGUUGACCACCCUCACGGGUAGAUUUUUUUUCCUUUAGACAUGACUCCCAGGGGGGGAGUGGGACCUGUGGUGGCGUCGCAUCACCUGGGGACUAGUUAGGAAUGCACAUUCUGAGGCCUCUGUCCUGUGGGCCUGAGGCCAGCAUUCCAGGGAGUUCAGCAUACACUUGACUACAGUGUCCGGGACUCCAGGCUACAGGGGAAAAAAGUCCUUGAAAAAUACAACAUCAUCCACAGCUUUUGAUUGUAAUCCUAAGAUUGGAUGACACCACAAACUUGAAAACUUUUAAAGAAUACUUAUGUAAAACAAAAACCCAACUAGCCACCCUUAAAAAGUGAUAUUUUUACAUCCUGAAGUUUAUCAGUAAUGUUUCCUACUUCUGCUCUUGAAAUUGUGUUACAACUAUGGAAGAAUACUGUUCAGUAUUAAAGAGAAAUGGAGAGACCAUGAA
Molecule: messenger RNA, 6606 nt
Organism: Chinchilla lanigera (long-tailed chinchilla)
Lineage: Eukaryota; Metazoa; Chordata; Mammalia; Rodentia; Chinchillidae
Gene: Stx6
Product: syntaxin 6
Exons: 8
Coding region: 236-1003 (255 amino acids)
Biological process (GO): Golgi vesicle transport; intracellular protein transport
Cellular component (GO): membrane
Molecular function (GO): SNAP receptor activity
Source: RefSeq, a predicted model, not a curated record